AUGUCAUCUCGAGCCCAAGAGAUCAUUGCUGCUCUUGACGGUGUCCAACCUGAUGCUUUUAGUGGCGAUGAGGUAGAGCGCCUCCAAGUGCGUGCUGCUGCGCGUCGACUGCUGGCUAGAGUCGAGACGCCGUAUGAACGUGCCUGGGGCUUUUGCUUUGAGCAUCCGGUUGUGUUCGCAGCUUUGCAGACAUGCAUUGAUGUUGGUCUUUGGAAGGCUUGGACUGAUGCCGAAGGGGGUGAGAAAUCCAUUGAUGAGCUGGUUCAAUUGACGACUCCGAUUGUGGAGACGAACCUGUUGCGUCGGUUGUUCCGCUUAUUGGCGGCUUUCAACGUGGUUGAAGAGACUGGGGAGGACAGAUUUAAACCCACCCCAUUCUCAUAUGCCAUCGGUGAUGAUAGUACCAAAGUUCGCGCCUCUCUGCAAGCAGCAACAUAUCAAUACAUUGCAGCUGGUCAUAACUUGCCUUCCUACCUCGCAAAGACCUCUUACAAAGAACCUACCGAUAUCAACGUGAACAACUACUCGGAAGCCGACAAGGAUGGACUCAACUUUUUUGGGCGGUUGCAGAAAAGUCCCGCUUACUUCGAGGCUUUCACCGGUCAUAUGGAAGCAUGGACCGCUUGGAAGACCCCGCUGACAGAGGUAUACGAUACGGCAACACUGCUGGAGGGUGCGAAGCUAGAUGAUGGGUCUCCAUUCAUGGUGGACGUGGGUGGAAAUACUGGUAUCGAUAUUUCUCGCGUGCUGGAAAAACAUCCAAAUCUCCCUGUCGGGUCGCUUGUCCUACAGGAUGUUCCCGAAGUGAUUGUCAAUGCCCAAGUUGAUGAGAAGGUGACGGCGAUGGCUCAUGACUUUUUCCUGCCACAGCCUGUAAAAGGGAGUCGUGCCUACUUUAUGCACGCCGUGCUUCACGACUGGCCGGAUGACAAGGCCCGUCUGCUUCUCGAGAACACCAGAGACGCGAUGACAAAGGGUUACUCGAAGCUUCUCGUCUACGAUAUUGUUCUGCCCCCGACUGGGGCAAGCAUUAGCCAGAGCACGAUGGACGUGAAUAUGAUGUCGCUCCUGUCAGCUUCUGAGCGGACUCAAGGCGCUUGGGAAAAGCUACUGACCGAGUCUGGCUUCAAAAUUGUGAAAUUCUGGCCUGAUCCUCAGCAGUAUGAGAUGAUUAUUGAGGCUGAGAUCGCGUAG
This is a messenger RNA of Penicillium daleae, 1194 nucleotides long. RefSeq names its product S-adenosyl-L-methionine-dependent methyltransferase. The record is from RefSeq and is a predicted model, not a curated record. The transcript has 4 exons. NCBI's taxonomy places the organism in Eukaryota, Fungi, Ascomycota, Eurotiomycetes, Eurotiales, Aspergillaceae. Bases 1 to 1194 code for a protein of 397 amino acids. Gene Ontology annotation, molecular function: O-methyltransferase activity.